Molecule: messenger RNA, 1454 nt
Organism: Phaeodactylum tricornutum CCAP 1055/1
Lineage: Eukaryota; Bacillariophyta; Bacillariophyceae; Surirellales; Neidiaceae
Exons: 2
Coding region: 198-1454 (418 amino acids)
Source: RefSeq, a predicted model, not a curated record
CAGAAGUUGACUCCUUUCUCUUCCAACUUUGUACACAGGCGAAGAACAAACGCCUUGACCAGGCUCCGCUGCGCACUUGCAGUAACCGGAUCGCAUACUUUCGCUACAAAAGGGGCUUACGGAGAAAGCGGCGCUGCAGUUUCCACGAAUAACCAAAUGUCAGCGACUGGCAAGCGUAUGUGCUAAACAGCAACACUAUGUCAGAGUUGGGGAGACAGAGGAAUCAAGAGACAAUGGAUGAGCUAGAGGAACGACGAGAUUCCGAACUUGCGUUUGUCUCGGCGGCCUACACGCCUGACGAGGCCUGGUACAACGUUGAAGCAACUGAGAACGGUGCACUCGUGAAUGGAGUUGUAGGUACUGUGCAUCGAAGACUCUUCGUACCACCGUAUUAUUGUAACAGCAAAGAAGAAAUUGCAUGUUUUGUUUUGUCUUUGUCCAUGACCAUUUCUUAUCCUGAAGAAGAUGCUUUACAAGUUCAUGGCCGAGUUGACAGCGAACGUACAUCUCGCUUGCUUUUGAGAGCCUCGCACAAGGCUUUGCGGGCCUUGCUAGAUUCCUGCCAAGAAAUGGCGCAAAGCUGCUCUGGUCAGGAAAGUGUUUUGCUUUUGUUCAACCACGUAGAACAGUGGCUUGAAGAAAAAUGGACCGAGUAUUUGAAAGAGGUUCGGUCCAAGAGUCCUGAAAUUACUUCGGAACGAAAAUCUUGGGCAGCUGCGCAAGAGCAACCUAAAAUACUCGGACGCCGUUUGAUAUACUCUCAUCAUAUUAUUUCUAAAACCAAACGAUCAAAUAUAAAAGAUAUCGCAUCACAGUAUGAUCUGACGGGUUUCAUGAAGGUCGGUUGGCCAGGAUUGCUGAUUGUGGAAGGGGAUGAAGCAAAUUGUUGUGAUUUUUAUGAAGAAAUACGACGCUGGGCUUGGCAGUAUCUUGUGCUUCGUGGUGAAAUGCAGGAAGAAUUCGAAACGCAGCAUGCAAUGACAUGUGCAAGGGCUUUCGCCAUCUUUUCAGAAGUUGAGGACAUGUCCAUUGUCGCUAGUGCCUGCCGAGAAGCUGGUCUGGAAUCGCUCUUUCAGACUGCUAUGAAGAUAUACGAACAUGACAUUCAGGACAACGAGCAUCACAUUCACGGGGCAUUGAUAUUAGUCGACCACAUGAAUGAUGGCAAAGCAUACCGUAAAUGGCUUAGAAAGAACAGUCGGAGUUUGGAUGUAUCUCUGGUCGUAAAGAAUAUAUAUGCUGACAACGAUUUCACGAAGAGGCCAACCAUUCUCGUGGCAUUCGUAGGCGACAAUAUUACGGUACCUAGCCAACUGUCCAGGACUCCGUCCACUCGCGUUGACUGGGAAGACUCGUGUUCCGAGAAUGUCAAUAUUGAGAAAGAUGGGCUUCUAAGACUGCUAGAAGAUAUAAACGGGGCACCUUGGGUCGAUAUAGUAGUAAAUUUGUUGUGA